Molecule: messenger RNA, 1428 nt
Organism: Octopus sinensis (East Asian common octopus)
Lineage: Eukaryota; Metazoa; Mollusca; Cephalopoda; Octopoda; Octopodidae
Product: protein kish-B
Exons: 3
Coding region: 104-328 (74 amino acids)
Source: RefSeq, a predicted model, not a curated record
AUUCUAGAAAACUUGUCAUGCGCACUUGGCAUUUCACCUGAUAUUGACACGCUGUCAGUGUUUUGAUAUUUCUUUCAAGUCGAGAAAAUACUUCUUUUCCAUUAUGACAAACGUUUACUCAUUUGAUGGUCUGCUGGUGUUUGGACUUUUGGUCAUUUGUACUUGUGCUUAUAUGAGCCGAGUCCCUCGUCUAAAGAAUUGGUUUCUCUCAGAGAAGAAGGGUGUUUUUGGAAUCUUCUAUAAAGCAUCAGUGAUUGGCAUACGGCUUCAUAUACCUGUUGCACUGAGUUGUGUAAUGAUGGGUAUAUACAUUCUACUUUUGAAGUAACAGAUACAGAUACAUGCACACAAAUGGAAAAUAUUUUAAUUUAAUUCAUUUUAUGAAGUGGAAUGUAUACAAUCCAAACCAGAAUUACUGUCGGCAGAUUGUACAGAAAUUUCAUAAAUCAUGCAAAAACAGAUUACAGCCUCUUUGAAAUAUUAACUAAGAAACAAAUCAACAAUCCAAAAUCUGUGAUAGUUAAAGGAUGGGAUCCUUUCAAAACUCACUUGUUAUAGAAAUUUUAGAUGGGGUUACAGUUGAAUAUUUAUCCUCACUUGUUAUAUACAUGCACACACAUAUGUAAGGUACAAUGGCUGUUUGAUUCCUGAUUGUAUGAUCACAUCUUACAAUAACAAUUAUGUUGAUCCAGUCUGCUUGACUGAUAAAAUAAAGGUUCUGUUUCUAUUUAUAUUUUACCACCCUACCUUUGUGAAUAUAAAAAUAUUGAUGUAAAAGAGUAUAAAUUGAUAUAUAUAUAUAUAUAUGUGUGUAUAUAUAUAUAUAUAUAUAUUUAUAUAGCCAUUUUCUUUGCCAAAAAAUGUGAAGUGAUAUUUGGCUAUUGUGAAUACUAACCACUCAGCUGUUGAUUUGGAAUGGAACCAGUUGAUGGGUCAAGUACCUAGUUUAUGUGGCUGCAGUAACAUACAAGCCUUUUGCCUUACUGGCCAUGGAAUUUAUAGAACAUGCUAUAUAUAUAUCACCUGUUUCCACCUUAAAUAUUGUAAUAAUGUGGUAGAAUAUUUGAAAACCAACCUUUAACAUUACACUUCAAAUAGAUUGUAUAUGGUAAUUGUUAGCAGAUAAUUAACAAUUAUGUCUAACAGCUGUAUUCUGGCAUUUAAAAGUAGUUGCUGCAGCAGAGAAAACUGAUGAAACGAUUGGCUAUGACAAUUUUUGAUGUGUAGGUUUUAUAUCAGUGGUGUAAUCUGCCCUGCAUAAGAAUCUCACGUUGUUCUAUAUCUGAGGGUCCAUUUUCCAAUAUUGAAAAUGUCUGGCUUAAAAAAAAAUCUAUAUUACUGACCAAUGAAUGGUAACUGUACAUAUUUUUUUUGGUCCUUUAUUUUGAAAAUUACAUAUCUAUGGAGUAAAUAAAAAUAAACUUAAAA